Messenger RNA from Brachypodium distachyon (stiff brome), 1073 nucleotides. RefSeq names its product translation initiation factor IF-2. Bases 56 to 847 code for a protein of 263 amino acids. NCBI's taxonomy places the organism in Eukaryota, Viridiplantae, Streptophyta, Magnoliopsida, Poales, Poaceae. The record is from RefSeq and is a predicted model, not a curated record. The transcript has 2 exons.
AGGAUAUUGCUUCUCUCCGUCCGCUUGCUGAAAUGAGAUCGGCAGCAGUGCCAUCAUGUUCCGAUGUUCGUUCCCCAGCGCAAACCCUAACCUAGAUGCUUCCCCUCCGCGGCCGAUGACCCCGCGCGUGCCGCCGUUCCGCCACCACCCGGCGCACCUCAUCCUCACCGACGCAGUUGCUUCGUGGCAUCCCUUCCACAAGAAGCCCUGCCUCUCCGACCGCUCCACCGCUCCCCCUUCCGCCCCCCUCGGCGAUGCAGCCACCGCGGAGACCCCGACACCUCCCCCCUCGGCCGCUGGCAGCGGAGGAUCCUUCCGGUGGCUCGGGCUCCGCAAGCGCCGGCGCCGCGGCGGAGUCUCGCGGUCGGUGUCAGGCCGCAGCAGCGACCGCCGGAGAUCCGGCACGUGCUCCGACUUCCAUGUCACGUGCGGCCCCGGUGGUGGCGGCGCCACGGACUCUAGCGGGGAGAUGUGGGCAUCGGAUGUUGGGGAAUUGCGGGCGAGGGACGUUCCCAUGGCACCGGAGUUCGCCCCGGCACCCGUUGGUGGGGCUGGAUCGGGGGCUGGUGGGACGGGCACUGGGGCCGAGGCGGCAGCGGCCGAGUCUGGCUAUGGCAGCGAGCCUGGCUAUCGUGGUGACGUGGAGCUUGGGUACGGGGAUGAGAUAGACGAGGAGGAGGAGGACGGGAGGCAGCAGGUGUUCUUCUGGGGCGGUGAGAUCGGAGAUUGCAUCGCUGAUAUGGAUAAGAUGGUCAUUGUUGGUGACAACAAUUUUGGCGAGCAGAAGAGUCAUCACCGAUGCAGGCGCAAGAAGCAUGAUGUGAGGAUGUUGGAUGCGUUGAGAUGAGAAGUUUUACAUAACGCUGGUAAAUAUAUAGACAUGUGUUGUAUCACGUAUCAUGGCUUGCAUGCACAAUUCGCCCUUGGGAAUCAAAUUCCGGUGUAUCAGGAUGUGUACAGUUGUUUCCAGAUAAUGUUCUGUAAGAAUGUUUUGAAGAAUUCUGUAUGUACCUAGCAUUAUUUGAAAUUAUUGCCAGGCAUGCUCUGCUUGCUUUGCUGGCAGAUCUUACCUU